This is a messenger RNA of Colius striatus (speckled mousebird), 2424 nucleotides long. Its product is annotated as CCAAT/enhancer-binding protein zeta-like. The record is from RefSeq and is a predicted model, not a curated record. Gene Ontology annotation, cellular component: nucleus. The coding region runs from base 977 to 1885 and encodes 302 amino acids. The transcript is spliced from 15 exons. NCBI's taxonomy places the organism in Eukaryota, Metazoa, Chordata, Aves, Coliiformes, Coliidae.
GGGAACUGGAAGGCGCGACUGGACCCCGCCAGUGGGGACGAGGGGCAAGGACGAGGCAGGCGGUGCCUCAGAGAACCUCAGCCGUAUUUUUCCCGCCUCCAGCGGAGUUCAGCCGGUGACUCGUCCUCACGUAGGCGACGAGACGCAGCGAGGCCACCCAGAGUCCAGGACCCGGAGAACAAGAAGAAGAGGAGGAGCGUACCCAGAUGCUGGUGCCGCCGCCUCCUCCUCCCCUGUCUCCAUGGCAACCGCCCCGCCGGUCGAUCCGCGGAGCGUCUCUCUCCUCUCCCCACAGCUCCGGCGGCGGCGCGUCCGUCCUCGGGCGCGGCAGAGGCCGAGGGGCCCGGCCGGGACACUGCCAUGCUGCGGCACCUGUUGUUCAAGCUGCGCGCCACCGGGCCCGUGACAGUGGCCGAGUACAUGCGGGAGGCGCUCACCAACCCCGGCCAGGGUUACUACACGCGCUGCGGCGGCAUCGGAGAAAGCGGCGAUUUCGUCACCUCAUCUGAAAUAAGUCAGGUAUUUGGAGAGAGAGCAUGGGAAGGCUGGCAGUGUUGGUUGAUACAGAUCUGGAAGUUCCUGACCAGCUGCAGUUUGUCCUCUCACCAUCCAGUACCCCUGCAACAGAAAACUUUAUUCAGCCAGGAGAAAGGAGCGAUCACAUGGAGGUGUGUCCUGAGGCUGCGGUCACCAUUCAGAGGCUUGCCUCUCGCAUAGAGGAGGACGGCGGGGCCGCGCUCAUUGCUGACUAUGGGCACGAUGGCACCAAAACUGACACUUUCCGGGCCUUCAGGAAUCACAAACCUCAUCAUGUACUGAGAGCUCCAGAUACAGGGGAUCUGACUGCAGAUGUUGAUUUCAACUCUCUUAAAAGAUGACAGAGGGAAGAACAGUGACGUUGGGCUGAGUAUUUGGAAUUGAAGUAGUGGGAAAUCCCAUUCAGUACUCUGGUGACCCUUUGCAGGAUUUCACUUUAAUGAGAUUCUUGGAUCGCUUUGUGUACAGAAAUCCCAAACUCCAUAAAGGCAAAGAAAACACCAGCAGUGUGGUAAUGCAGCCGAAGAAGAAGCAGUGUAUGAAAGAUACGCAGAAUCUUGCAGUCAACAGUAAGGAAUUUCGUGCCAAAGAUGAAAGCAAAAUCCCAGUGGAUGAAGUGUUUUUUCACAGAUUUUAUUCGAAGUUUGAUAAGAGGAAAGAGAAACAAAAGCGUCAGGAUGAUGAAGAAAGUGUGGAAGACGUAGAUGAUGAUGAAUUUGAAAGAGCAUUGGAUACAUUCGAAGCUGCUGAAAAUGCCAUUGAUGCUGGCCAGGAUGACCUGGAUUUCGCUAGUAAUAUAAAAAAGAAAAACAAAGGUGGGAAGAAAGGCCAAAGAAGUGAGGAAUCUGGUGCUGACUGGGAAGAUUCUGAUGAUGAAUUCAGUGAUCUGGAUGAUGAGGAAGUCUCCUUAGGAAGCAUGGAGGAAGACUUUGAAGAGGAUAUAGAUGAAGAGGGAGAUGUGUUUAUGGAUAUGUCUGAUGAUGACAACAGCCUAGACGUAAACAGUGACAAGCUUGUCAGUAAAAAGGGCAAGAAAGACAUGAAUUUUGUGGGAUCACUUGCAGGAUCCAAACAAGGAAAGAAGAGAAAACUCAAGGAUGCCUGUAUACUGGCAUCUGCAGAAGAGUUUGGCUACCUGCUGGAUGAAAAUGCUGGGUCUAAGUUUGACAAUAUCAGCCUGAACGCCAUGGCCAACCGAGAUAAUGCAAAUGCCAAACAGAUCCAGUGGGAAAUAGAACGUGACAAAUGGCUUCACAACAGAGAUGUGAAAAGCAUCAUCAAGAAGAAGAAACAGUUCAGGCACAGAGGGCUGAAAAACAAGUACAAAGGCAAGAAAUCAAAAAGAUGAGCUGGACAUUUUAGUGUGGACAUUUUUACAACAAUGAUUCUAAAAUAUUUUUUUUAUUGAACACACAUCUUUCUUACUUCAGUUCUUGCUGCUUAACCAUGUCAUUUGGUCCUUCUCCCUUAUGCCAUGAAUGCCAGACCACUCAUUGGAUUUGUAAUACGCUGAAAAACAGGAAAAUCCACGUCAGCUUUAAGUUAGACAUGCCUGAAGUCGAGCCAUUUUGUGGCUCAUUUUGUUGGAUGCAUAGUCCUGCAGUUCUGAGGACUCUAUCCAAUGGUCUGACCCUCCAGCCACACCUGUGCAUAACAAUAAACACUUCUGUGGUGUCUCCUGGGCUAAGUUUUAAGCAAUAAUGAAACCGGUUUUAUAAUAAAAUGCAAAAUUCACCCAUUCUUCUGAAGCCAACUACUACAAACCUACCUUCAAGGAUUGAUGGAAACCUCUUCUGCAUUGCAUAGCUGAAGUCUGAGAAGAAACAGAAAUCACAGUUACUUUACUCAACAUAUUUUAAGACAUAAUUAAAUGAACUAUUUUUCUGA